AUGGACUAUCACAUGCAUGAAUACUCUGACGACGAGGGCGAUCAAGAUAGUUCUCAUUCUGUCUCCUAUCCAUACGACGAUGAGGACAGCGAAUUCGCCGCUGAUGCACAUGACCAUGAAUCUAGUGAUGAUGAAGAACAUGAACAUGACCAGGACGAACAUAGGGAUAGGUUUCUUAAUUUGGAAGAUGCAUUGAAUCGUAUGAAUAGGGCAAAUAAUGAAUCAGGGAAUGCUGAGGGCUCAUUUGGGAUGAAUCAGAUGUUCCCGGAGUUAUUAUCCAUGUUGAGAGAAGGUAGUGGUUCUAAUAAUACAGUUAAGACGAGGUUGGAUUCUUUGAUUAAGAAUGUGGGUAAUUGCGAGGAAGAUUCAUAUAUUGCCAUGGAAAGUUUAAGAGAACUUUCUGAACAAAUUUUAAUGACUAAUCAGUUGGUGCUGGAUAGAGCUUUGGAUAAGGAACAAUUAAUCACCAAUAUCAUGACUGUAUUUAGUUCACACAAAGUUAAAGAUGAAUUAGAGUUACAAAUGCAAGCUUGUAGAUGUUUGUAUAAUUUAUUCGAAGUGAGUCCAGAGACAAUCAAUAUGGCCUUGGAGGAAAAUGUACUUGUGGAUUUGCAGGCAUUAUUAACUGAAAUUAACUACAUCGAUCUGGCUGAACAGGUCUUGGAAACAUCAGACCUCAUUUCAAGAAUUCAUGGGAAUGAUAUCUUACAUACAUACAAUUUGAAUUGUUAUAUCCAAUAUUUCGAUUUUUUCACCAUUCAUGCACAAAGAAAGGCCAUAUCUAUAAUCUCUAAUUCAUGUGCACGAGUAAAGAUGGAGGAUUUUGAAACUAUUGAGAAAUUAUUCAACCCAUUGAAGGACAUUUUCAUAAAUUCAACGGAUUCUAUAAUCUUGGAAAGAAUAAUCAAUAUCUUAUAUGCCUGUGCAAAGGGAAUGCCCAAGGAUUCAAUGUUAGAGACAUUGUUUAAUGAAGAUAUAUUGAAUCACUUGAUUCAAUUGGUUUCUCACUCUGAAACUUCAUUGGAAAAUAAAUUACAUUGCCUCGAUAUCUUGUCAAGGUUAGCUGAUAUCAGUGGGGUAUUAUCAAGUAAGCUUAUUGAAUCAGCUAACUUAGCAAAAAUGCUAGAUGAUUGUCUUCAUGAAUAUAGCAAAUCACCAGAUGCUCCACUGCAUGAAACUUUGAUGUUCGUUCCAAAACCGUUAUUAAAUAGUAUUGCAAGAUUUAUUGCUCUAUUAUUCCCAACUGAGUCGGAUAGACUAUUAUCUGCCGAUGCUAGUAAAUCCAAUUUUAUUGUUGAUGACGAUGAGAAACUAAACACUCUAAUAACUGUUGUGACCCCCAUCCUAGUGGAAAUAUACGUGAAUAGUAUAGACUUCGAUGUCAGACGUUACGUUGUACUUGCUUUGAUAAGAGUUAUAUCAUUUAUGAAAUCGGAAACUGCUACACAAAUUGGCCCCUUCUUAAUCAAAUUAAUUGGUUCAGCAUUGGCUCAAACCGCAUCUAAUUUAGAUAAAGGUAUGACAAACGUUUUGGAAUUGGAUGGAUUACUAGUUGGUAUAUUGUCAAUUUUGGAUAUUUUAACAACACGCUUUGGUGAUAAAUUUAUUCCAUUGAUUAAGAGGGAAGGUAUUUUCCAAUUAAUUAAAGAAAUUCAUGACCAUUUCCAAGGUAUUCAUCAAAUCACAUCUCUCCAUUAUGAUGAUUCUGAUAUUAAGAACUCACCCUCUGAAGGUGAUAAUGAGGAUCAUCUCGAAUUAUCAGAUGGUGACGAUGAGGACGAGGAUGAAAGCUACGAUUAUGACAUGGGGUUCGGUGAUGUGGAUAUUCCUGAAAGUGUAAAGACGAAACCUAUGAAGUUUCACAUAUUUAAGCCGCUAACUUUAGGAUACGUUGAAAAAAAGUCAUUGCAACUCUCAACAGCCCUACUGGAAUUAUUUGGUGAAACAGACGCAUCUUCAAAUGCAGAACUAGCGCAUAUUUCCCAAUUUGUUCAGAAAUUGCGUGCCAUUGAUGUUAGUUUUGAUUGCACAUCUGAAGAUGCAUGGUAUCAAUUAUGGACAACAUUGAAGGCAUUGCUUUUCAAUAAUGAAUUUGAAAUUUCUGGAUUUGAACUUAUUUCUACAGGAUUAGCUACUGCAUUGGCCGAGUUUUUGGAACGAUACAAUUCAUGGGUAACAGUAGCACAGAGGAUAUUUUAUAAUGUUUUUGAAACACAAUUGAGAACUUUUGUGAAUAUCUUACAUUCUGGGUUGAAUAGAGUUGAAAAUUUCGAUCUUGUUGAAUGUGGACUACAGGGAGAGGAAGGCGCUGUGGCAUCAUUGGGGAAACAAAUAAGGAUUGAUCUACGUUAUACUGGGGAGCCUCCAGCUCAUUUAGAUUCAUCAUUUUCAUCUCCUACAGUUUCCAUACAUUGUAUUGCAUCCUUUGCCACGUUGAAUGAUUUCUUAAAGCAUAGAUUUGUAAAGGCACAAUUCUUAAGUACCAUUUUACCAAGAUUCUCUCCAGCAGAGACAAAUGAAGAAGAAUCUACAAUGUUGCAUGAUGACGAUGCUAAGAACUGGACUUUCGAAUUUACAUUUGAUGGGAAGAGCAUUGAUAUGAAUGAUACUAUUUUUGGAGCCAUUGCUAGAGGAUUCAUUGCAAAGAACAAAAAAGUGUCAGAUAUAUGGAAAGAAACUCAAGUUAUCGAAUUCAAGAGAACUCCAGGCAAUACUGAUGUACCAGAUCUCGAGUCAGAAGAGAACUAUAGUCUAGCCAAUAUUUAUUCAACAAGGGCCUUAAAGGAGAAGGAUGAUGGUGAUUCACUUGCGUCCUACAAAAUAUUAGAAUUGUUAAGGUUUGUCAAAGGUUGUGGUACUGAAAGCGAUAUGUUCAUUAAUUCUAAAUUAAGUGCCAAACUAUCGAGACAAUUGGACGAGCCUUUAAUUAUUGCAAGUGGAAUAUUGCCUGACUGGACUUUACAAUUAACGAGAGAAUAUUCCUUUCUAUUCCCAUUCGAAACAAGAAUGUUUUUCUUGCAAUGUACUUCGUUUGGAUAUGGUAGGUUGAUUGAGCUUUGGAAGAGUAGAAACAGUGAUUCGAAAAUACUGAACAAUGAUGAACAGUUACAACAACUGGGGAGAAUGGUUAGACAUAAACUACGUGUUUCAAGAAAGAAUAUGUUUUUGACGGGUCUAAAAAUCAUAGGCAAAUAUGGAUCUUCUCCAAGUGUCUUAGAGAUAGAAUAUAUAGAUGAAGUCGGUUCAGGUUUAGGCCCCACAUUAGAAUUUUACGCUUCCAUCUCUAAAGAGUUUGCUAAAAAUUCCUUACACUUGUGGAGAUCAGAAGAUUUUGAUAAGAAGGCGAACGCUACUGAUGGUGAAUCAAGUUCCGAUUAUGUUAAAGAUUUGUUGUUCCCAGCACCAUUGGAUUCGAAAUGUGAUAAUGCUAAAACUUUAGAACUUUUUGAAUCUUUAGGUACAUUUAUUGCCAGAUCCAUGUUAGAUAGUCGAAUUCUUGACUUCCGUUUCAAUAAACUAUUUUUUGAGUUACUUCACAAGAGGUUCACUAAAGUUGCUUUAUUAGAUAACCUUGGUGAUCUAAAAGGCAUGCUUCAAAUGCUCUCUCGCGUUGACGAACAACUGGCAAAAUCCCUAGAAUACUUAUAUGAUCACAAGGAUGACAGUGUAUCCUUGGAAGCAUUAUCGCUAACCUUUGUCUUACCCGGGUACAAUAUUGAAUUGAUUCCCGAUGGAACUAAUACUUUUGUAAAUGCUACGAAUGUGGAAGAUUUCAUUCAAAAAGUGUUAGAGAGCACAUUGGGGAGAGGUAUCGAAAAGCAAUUAGAUGCAUUCAUUGAUGGAUUUUCCAAAGUUUUCCCCUAUGUUGCCUUACUAAUUUUAAGGCCUGAAGAACUAACUGAAUUAUUUGGACGCAUUGACGAAGAUUGGUCAACGGAGACACUUUACAAUUGUAUGAAUGCAGACCAUGGUUAUACGAUGGACUCUCAAACCAUACAUGAUUUGAUUUCUAUUGUAACCCAAUUUACAGUGCAAGAGAGAAGAUUAUUUUGUCAAUUUUUAACCGGGUCGCCAAAGCUUCCCAUCGACGGGUUCAAGGGCCUAAAGCCAAAGUUCACAGUAGUGUUGAAGCAUGCGGAAGAUGGGCUUACGCCUGAUCAGUACCUACCCAGUGUUAUGACCUGUGCCAAUUACUUGAAGCUGCCUAAGUACAGUAGCAGGGAUGUCAUGCGUGCGCGUAUCCUCCAGGCUAUUGAGGAGGGUGCGGGGGCGUUCCUGUUAUCGUGA
Naumovozyma castellii is the source of this 4287-nucleotide messenger RNA. It is a transcript of the gene UFD4, whose product is annotated as putative ubiquitin-protein ligase UFD4. The transcript has a single exon. The coding region runs from base 1 to 4287 and encodes 1428 amino acids. The record is from RefSeq and is a predicted model, not a curated record. Lineage: Eukaryota; Fungi; Ascomycota; Saccharomycetes; Saccharomycetales; Saccharomycetaceae.